ACCACCGACACCCUGAAUUCCUGUUGCUUCUCUGAUCGUGCGGCUUGCUUUGUUGGGGAUACGGGACAGAACGGGAAAGAUCGCGGAGCGCGGCCGCUCCUUGCCGGCUGCCGCUUUUCGACCAGCUCAAUGCCGGAGAAGAAGCCGAGGCGUCGUGGUGUGGUCAGCAGCUUGCGGGCUCGUUCAAGCAGCUUGGUGGGCGCGCCGGCUCGGGGCCGCUGACCGAGGCUGCGGACUUGAAGGCGGCAGGCGGGUCUUACCAAUGAAGGUGCUGAGGAAUAAAAUAAAGCCAACAACAAUCCAGUGUUCAGCAGCAACCUGUACUUGGCUCUUGAGUACUGCAAUGGAACUUCUGGAAGAAGACCUGACAUGCCCCAUUUGUUGUAGUUUGUUCGAUGAUCCACGAGCAUUGCCUUGUUCACAUAACUUCUGCAAGAAAUGUUUGGAAGGGAUCUUGGAGGGAAAUGCUCGGAACAUGAUUUGGAGACAGUCUCUCUUCAAAUGCCCCACAUGUCGGAAGGAAACCUCUGUUACAGCAGUUAACAGCCUCCAAGUCAACUAUUCCCUUAAAGGAAUUGUGGAGAAGUAUAACAAGAUUAAGGUAACCACAAAAAUGCCCAUGUGUAAAAUGCACAGUGGCCAGCCUCUCAACAUUUUUUGCCAGACAGACACAAAAUUGAUAUGUGGUGUCUGUGCAACUCGGGGAGAUCAUAUAAAACAUGCGUUUUGCUCCAUUGAAGAUGCUUACUUUCAGGAAAAGCGUGCUUUUGAGAUAUUGUUUCAGGGUUUUGAAAUAUGGCAUUGUGGGGAUGCACAUUCUCGUCUUGAAACACUGGAAACCAGCAAACGGAAAGGUCUCCAGAUGCUGACAAAGGACUACGACAGAGUAAAAGAAUUUUUUGAGAAGUUGCAGUAUACCUUGGAACAAAAAAAGAAUGAGAUACUUUCAGACUUUGAGACGAUGAAACUUGCAGUUAUGCAGGCAUAUGACCCAGAAAUUAAUAAACUGAAUACUAUCAUAAGAGAGCAACGAACAGCUUUUAGCAUUGCAGAAGCUUUUAAGGAUGUGUCUGAACCCAUUGUAUUUUUGCAGAAAAUGCAAGAAUUUCGAGAGAAAAUCAAAGUGAUCAAGGAAACCAGAUUGCCUUGUCUUACUGUAGAUAUCAACUCCACAAUUAAAGCCUUUGAUACUAGACAGUGGGAACAAUUUAAGCUAGCAGAUGUGGACAAACUUUCUUUACCACAGGAGAAAGACCCAUUUUACAGGGUAAUUUCUCCAUUCUUUUCAUCCAAGUUUAUUUUAACUACUUUGUUUUGUUUGCUUAUAUUUGUUACUAUGCAUAUAUGCUUUAUGGAUUUUUUGGUUGAUAGUCUACAAUACUGGAAAACUCUUGUCUCUGCAUUUGGCUCAGGGUAUCUGGCAGAGACAACAGAGAUGGCAGAUCAUGCUAUCUUGUACUGGGAGAAAAUGACAGAUUGUGCUGUAGUUUUAAGUGAAAAAUGUGUAAAUUAUAUCCUUAUAAUAUUGGAUAACAUUGCUCAAUUUGUGUACAAAUACAAACUUUUAUAACUAUUACUACUGUACAGGAAGCAUGUAUUAGAAGUGAUUGUUUUAAUGUUUAACAACAGGGAAGAAAGACAUGGAUAAGCUCCAGUGGGUAAAUUUUUGAAAUUACCUUUCUCUUUAAAUACUGAUUCUAUUUAUUUUCCUGUGGCUUAAGUGUUUUGCACACUUUGAUUCUAAAAGAAGGUGACUACUUAUUUGAAAAUGCUCCUUUCUGGUACUCUUGUUUUUCCAAAGUGAGAAAUGAAUUGGAUGUAUAAUAUGAUUGUGCAUAUUAGAAUGUGUUAAAAAUGAAAUGCAGAACAGCAGAGUGAAUUUCAGAGUAAAGGAGGGCAUGGUAUAGGUUGAGAAAAAGCAUAAUCACAUGUAUGCAAGCAGUCAGCCUGGACUUUCAGAAAUAACAUACAUUCUAAAAUACAUGAAUUUUUCAUUAAUUUUUAUCUCAUCUUUCUACUAAAAAUGGUGCUCAAGGUA
Molecule: messenger RNA, 2038 nt
Organism: Varanus komodoensis (Komodo dragon)
Lineage: Eukaryota; Metazoa; Chordata; Lepidosauria; Squamata; Varanidae
Gene: TRIM13
Product: tripartite motif containing 13
Exons: 3
Coding region: 263-1570 (435 amino acids)
Biological process (GO): positive regulation of macroautophagy; innate immune response; positive regulation of canonical NF-kappaB signal transduction
Molecular function (GO): zinc ion binding
Source: RefSeq, a predicted model, not a curated record